CCUUUCCACCUGGAACCUAAGCAUAUGCAGCUGACGAACGGAGGGUUUGCACAGACUGGAGAGAGCUGGAGAGAUCUACUGGAUGAAGGACACGUACACUGCUGGUGCCAUGGACGAGCCUCUCUGGACCUCAGUGUCAGGUGGAGCCCUGCAGUAAGAUGCUCGAGUCUAUGUUUGUCUGCAGUUCCCCUCCUGUGACCUCUCACCUUUGGCUGCUCAUUCUCUCCUGCUCUCUUCAUGGUCAACCAGCCCUGUCUGACCUGGUGUUCUCCACCCAUCCAGAGGACGGUGUUGGUGUACUGGGUGCUCCCCUCACACUGUACUGUGCAGUGUAUGACUCCAGCAGCCAGGGGGAACUGUCUGUUAGAUGGGAGAGGGCCAGUGGAGAGCCAGCAGCAUUGACUCCUGGUCCUGGCAAAGGGAUCCACCAAUUGGCCAACGGAUCUCUGUUCUUCCCCCAGCUGAGAGAGGGGGACCUGGGGAGAUAUGUCUGUAGUGCAGGCAUUGGAGCCAAACACAUCAUGACUGUUGUCCAAGUGAUGGAAGCUGACCUGGAGGUAGUGUUCUUCAGUCCUCAGUCUCAGACAGUCAGUGAGGGUCGGCCAGUGUUCCUCCAGUGUGUCUCAGGGGACAGCUCCCCCCCAGCACACAUCACCUGGCUCAAAGACAACACACUCUUCACCAAAGGCGCUCAGAUUCAGGGUCAAUAUGGAGGGGGUAACCAGAGGAAGACCUCAGGCACUCUUCACCUCUCUAAUGUCUCAAUAGAGGACGAAGGGGAAUACGUCUGUGUCACACACAACACCUUACUGAACACCAGCCGGGAAAGCAAGGCAGCUACACUCACAGUACAAGGAGUCCCUACAAGGCUGCAGAUCACUCGGGGCCCUGACAACAUCACAGUUGCCAUAGAGACGGAGGCCUCCAUGCGCUGUGUUGUCCGAGGCUUACCGCCUCCCACAGUGCAAUGGUUCAAAGACAGCCAUCUCCUUGUGAACAACUCUGGCUUGAGUCUGCAGAACAAGGGACAGCUGCUUGUUUUCAAGAACGUGUCUGAGGAUGAUGAGGGUUCCUACCACUGUGAGGCCAGGAACAAGAGGGAGACAGUCAGGUCUAAGACUGCCUUUCUCCUUCCAGCAGUGAUGGGGUGGACUUUUGUCCAGCAGCCUACCAACAAGUCUGUGAGGAUGGGGGAGUCUGUUACUCUGGUUUGUAGACCCCCCUACAGCAGGCCUCCAACAACAGUGUCCUGGUUCAAAAACAACCGCCUCCUCGCUCCCAUGACACACUUCACUGUCAGGCUUAGUGGAGACCUCAUCUUCCACAGUGUCUAUGACACAGACAGUGGAGUCUACUUCUGCAGAGCAUCCAAUGUCUACCUGUACAGAUCUGUGACCUCCAGAGCUGCCAGACUGACCGUUCUGGGUAGAUACUGUAUGACAUCACACAGGAUGUAGGCUUAUUAUUGUCUAGCCAUGUGUCUGUAUAAGAGAUAUUCAGGAUGAUACCUGAUACAGCACGUUAAUAUUCAUACAAAUACACUUGCAAUCAUAAUCUAAGACACAGUUAAUUAUCUGA
Oncorhynchus gorbuscha (pink salmon) is the source of this 1578-nucleotide messenger RNA. Its product is annotated as hemicentin-1-like. Gene Ontology annotation, cellular component: plasma membrane; axon; neuronal cell body. The transcript is spliced from 9 exons. Gene Ontology annotation, biological process: homophilic cell-cell adhesion; synapse organization. Gene Ontology annotation, molecular function: axon guidance receptor activity. The record is from RefSeq and is a predicted model, not a curated record. NCBI's taxonomy places the organism in Eukaryota, Metazoa, Chordata, Actinopteri, Salmoniformes, Salmonidae. Bases 159 to 1457 code for a protein of 432 amino acids.